Molecule: messenger RNA, 2320 nt
Organism: Ceutorhynchus assimilis (cabbage seed weevil)
Lineage: Eukaryota; Metazoa; Arthropoda; Insecta; Coleoptera; Curculionidae
Source: the annotation of a GenBank genome assembly
GUGCGCGCGUAAAAUGGCCAAUUCAAAAAUUUUUAGUUGUUUGAUAAUAUUUUUUGUCGGAGUUGGUUGCGAGGGUAGUUUUAGGGGGGCGAUUAGCCCCAUUUACGGUUUAGCCUCAUUGGCUAACGACGAAAAUUUUAAUCAAUCGUGUUUUAAAGAGUUGAGAGAGUUUAAACAGGCCGUUGACGAAGAAAAACUAUGGGCAAUAAAAGUUUUGGAUUCGAGUGGUAGACCUCCAGUAGGUUUCCUCUACGGCGACAAUUUGUGGAUAGGCUCCCAUACGCAAUGUAUCGACAUCCAGAAUCGGAAACAAUUCGAAAUAAGACUGGAAAAAGCCAAUCACACCGACACGCCGUUCGAUUAUCCACCUUACCAGCUCAGAUUUGCUAUGGUUAUGAUGUUGCACAACAGUACUUUUCAGUAUCAUAUGAGAUUGCCUUUAGAUUAUGUAGUUCAAUUAGGGCUGUGCAUACCAAAAUCGUGCACCAAAGAAGACGUUUUAAAUUUAUCAAAACGAUAUUUUUCGAAUUUUACUUUGGAAUUUCAAAAAGAAUUUCAUAUGAGUUUGGAUGUUACACAAGUGAGGCUUCUAGAAGAAAAACCACUGGGCAUUUUAAUGCUUCCAAAAACUAUAACAUUUUUGGUUUUUAUGGCGAUUAUAUUAAUUUUUACUGUCUUUGGUACAAUAAUUGAUGUCAAGCAACACAACAGGCAUAAAAAUAUGAUGCGAGGCAACAAUAAUAAGUUUAAUAAUAACGGAAAGUUAACUGAAAAUGGCUCAGGAUUGCCUCAAGUUGAGCUACUUUCAACAUCAUCAAGCGAAAACCAGCAGAGCUCAAUUCUAGUUGAAAUCCUGAAAUGUUUCUCAAUAUAUUCCAACGUGAAAAAAUGGACAAAAACCAAACUAUCCGCGGAAUCCUUGCCAAUUAUUCACGGACUAAGAUUUUGGGCAAUGGCUUGGGUGAUAAUAGUCCACACGUCAUUUUUUCAGGGUGACUUUGUCAGAAAUCCUCCGUACGCUUGGAGGCUGACCGAAAAUUUCGCUGCUCAAAUUUUCUCAAAUUCUACCUACUCGGUGGAUACUUAUUUGUUUUUGAGCGGAUUUUUGUUGGCCUAUUUGUUUUUCAGACAGACCAAUCCGCAUGAAGUGGAUCAGAAAGCCAACAGUGUAUUUGUUAAUGUUUACAAGUUCUUUUUUAUGUAUUUUAAUAGGUUUUUAAGACUGACACCGACCUAUUUGAUAGUCAUCUGGCUCUGCGAUUUGAUUUACACCUUCUACAAUCAAAAAUCGUCUCUGUACUUUAGCGAACGACCAGAUUUACUGUGCGAUCAAUAUUGGUGGAGGAAUUUUUUGUACAUCAACAAUCUCUUUCCUAGAUCAGAAAUGUGUCUGAGCUGGUCCUGGUAUUUGUCUGCGGACAUGCAAUUUUUCACUUUUGCAUCGUUUUUGUUGCUACUAUCGACAAUGUUUUUCAAAUUUGCUUCUUUCCUAGUUAUCCUAGCGAUUCUAAUAAAUAUCGCUGCCACGUCAUACAAAUCUUACUCUAUUGGAUAUAUUCCUACACUGGAUGACCAAUUAGAACAAUUAGAUGCCAUUUAUGACUUGCCAUGGAAUAGAAUUGGUCCAUAUAUGGUUGGACUAAUUACUGCCUACAUCCUAGUCAUCAAGCUAAAAAAUAAAUUAGUUCUAAAAGAGAGGACAAGACGUAUUCUCUGGCUAAUAUUCCCUUUAUUAAACAUAUGGAUACUAUUCACAUUAUACACCAGACAAAUUUCGGUAGAAUUUUCGGCAUUUUACAUGGGCACUUCCAGGACUUUAUGGGGUGUAGGCAUUGCCUGGUUUGUUGUGGCUGUAUCUACAGGAAAUGCCAGGCUCCUGGAAAAAUUAUUGUCUUAUAAAGCUUGGGUGCCUCUAGGAAGAUUAACUUAUUGUGCGUAUUUGCUGAAUCCUUUAGUAGUUACAAUGAUUGCCCUGGGUUCCGAGGCUGGAAUAAUUAUGUCAAUACCGGCAAUGGCAAUAAGCGCAACCGGUACAAUCCUAAUAACCAUGUUGAUGUCUUUUGUGUUUUCCAUAUUAUUCGAGUCGCCGUUUAUUUUGAUAACUAAAUUGAUAUUUACGGUGUCUAAGAAAUCUCGAAAAACAGAGGAUAAUAAUGGGACUCAAUCAACUGACCAGGAAGAUUAUUCUAAUUCGAGCACUAUUAAUUCAACAGCUUAAAAGGUUUUCAGAAUUUCAGUCUGGAAAAUGUUUUAAGUUUAUUUUUUACCAGUGUUAUAUUUUUGAUUCUGUGAUAUUAAGUAAUAUAGGCAAAAAAAUGAG